CGGCGGCCGGAGAGGAGACAUCGGACCGGCACCGGGGGGAGGACCGCGAGCCUGGCAUGGGGGCAAGGUAACCUGGCAUUAACAUGAUAAACUGGCAUGGGGGCAUGGUAACCUGGCAUUAACAUGAUAAACUGGCAUGGGGGCAUGGUAACCUGGCAUUAACAUGAUAAACUGGCAUGGGGGCAAGGUAACCUGGCAUUAACAUGAUAAACUGGCAUGGGGGCAUGGUAACCUGGCAUUAACAUGAUAAACUGGCAUGGGGGCAUGGUAACCUGGCAUUAACAUGAUAAACUGGCAUGGGGGCAUGGUAACCUGGCAUUAACAUGAUAAACUGGCAUGGGGGCAUGGUAACCUGGCAUUAACAUGAUAAACUGGCAUGGGGGCAAGGUAACCUGGCAUUAACAUGAUAAACUGGCAUGGGGGCAUGGUAACCUGGCAUUAACAUGAUAAACUGGCAUGGGGGCAUGGUAACCUGGCAUUAACAUGAUAAACUGGCAUGGGGGCAUGGUAACCUGGCAUUAACAUGAUAAACUGGCAAGGUAACCUGGCAUUAACAUGAUAAACUGGCAUGGGGGCAAGGUAACCUGGCAUUAACAUGAUAAACUGGCAUGGGGGCAUGGUAACCUGGCAUUAACAUGAUAAACUGGCAUGGGGGCAUGGUAACCUGGCAUUAACAUGAUAAACUGGCAUGGGGGCAUGGUAACCUGGCAUUAACAUGAUAAACUGGCAUGGGGGCAUGGUAACCUGGCAUUAACAUGAUAAACUGGCAUGGGGGCAAGGUAACCUGGCAUUAACAUGAUAAACUGGCAUGGGGGCAUGGUAACCUGGCAUUAACAUGAUAAACUGGCAUGGGGGCAUGGUAACCUGGCAUUAACAUGAUAAACUGGCAUGGGGGCAUGGUAACCUGGCAUUAACAUGAUAAACUGGCAUGGGGGCAUGGUAACCUGGCAUUAACAUGAUAAACUGGCAUGGGGGCAAGGUAACCUGGCAUUAACAUUAUAAGCUGGCAUGGGGGCAAGGUAACCUGGCAUUAACAUGAUAAACUGGCAUGUGGGCAAGGUAACCUGGCAUUAACAUGAUAAACUGGCAUGGGGGCAUGGUAACCUGGCAUUAACAUAACCUGGCAUAGAGAGAGGGGAGACUGGGUAACCUGGCACACACACAUAACCUGGCAUGGAGAGGGUAACCUAACAGACUGGCAUGGAGAGAGGGUAACCUGGCACAGAGACUGGGCAACCUGGUAUUAACAUUAUAACCUGGGUAAGCUGGCAUAGAGAGAGGGGAGACUGGGUAACCUGGCACACACACAUUAUAACCUGGCAUGGAGAGGGUAACCUGACAGACUGGAAUGGAGAGAAGGUAACCUGGCACAGAGACUGGGCAACCUGGUAUUAACAUUAUAACCUGGCAUGGAGACUGGGUAACCUGGCAUUAACAUAACCUGGCAUGGAGAGAGGGUAACCUGGCAUAGAGACUGGCAUGGAGACAAGGUAAUCUGGCAUGGAUAUUGGCAUAGACUGGGGAGACUGGCAUUAACAUUCAUUGAGAGAGGGUAACCUGGCAUAGAGACUGGCAUUAACAUUCUAACCUGGCAUAGACUGGCAGACAGGUUAACCUGGCAUUAACGUAACCUGGCAUAGAGACAGGGUAACCUGGCAUAGAGUGGGUAACCUGGCAUAGGCACUGGCAUUAACAUUAUAACCUGGCAUGGAGACAGGGUAACCUGGCAUGGAGACAAGGUAACAUGGCAUGGAUAUUGGCAUAGAGACUGGCAUUGAGAGGGUAACCUGGCAUAGAGACUGGCAUUAACAUUAUAACCUGGCAUGGAGACAGGGUAACCUGGCACACACAUUAUAACUUGGCAUGGAGAGAGGUGGGACUGGCAUUAACAUUAUAACCUGGCUUGGAGGUAACCUGGCAGACUGGCAUGGAGAGAAGGUAACCUGGCAUAGAGACUGGGGAGACUGGCAUUAACAUCAUAACCUGGCAUGGCGACAAGGUAACCUGGCACACACACAUUAUAACCUGGCAUAGAGACACCUGGCAUUAACAUUAUAACCUGGGUAAGCUGGCAUAGAGAGAGGGGAGACUGGGUAACCUGGCACGGAGACUGGCAUUAACAUUGUAGCCUGGUAAAACCUGGCAUUAACAUUGUAACCUGGCACUCACUGGGUAACCUGGCGUUAACAUUGUAUCUUGGUAAAACCUGGCACACAUUCUAACCUGGCACCCUCGCUGGGUAACCUGGCAUUAACAUUGUAUCCUGGUAAAACCUGGCACACAUUCUAACCUGGCACCCUCGCUGGGUAACCUGGCGUUAACAUUGUAUCUUGGUAAAACCUGGCACACAUUCUAACCUGGCACCCUGGCUGGGUAACCUGGCAUUAACAUUGUAUCUUGGUAAACCCUGGCACACUAACUGGGUAACCUGGCAUUAGACUGGUACCCUCACUGAGUAUCCUGGCACACUCACUAGGUAACUUGGCAUAACCUGGAACUCUCGCAGAGUAACCUGGCACAUUGAUAUGGUAACAUGUAACUGUAGGGCACACUGACUGGCAUUGUAUCGUGACAUAAUGACUUGCAUGCGAUCCUGGCACACUUGCACGGUGUGAUAUACUGAUUGGCACGCUACUCUGGCACUAUGACUGGAAUGGAGCAAAUGGGCUACUGACAGGUGUAGGCAUGCUGGGAGGAGCCGCAUAGCUGUCAAAUGGUCUGUGUUUACAGCCUCAGAGACCUACAUGUCCCUUCACACUGUGAUACACACUGCACAGAAACACAUCCAUGGGAACACCGUGACAGCUAUACAAUACUAGGGACUGCUUUAUUAAUCCCAGGCCAGUUGGGAACUACUUAACCUUAUAUAAUUAUGAUAUUCGCAGUCACGCAGCGUACUGUUCCUUAAGACAAUUGUCACCUGAAAUUUUUUAUAUUCUAAACACUUUUUUUGUUUUGUUUUUUGUUUUUUAAUAUGCACAUUUACUUAAGGACAUGCAAUACUCCAGUGCAGUUUGCAGAUAUCUAAUGGUAUAUUUUUUAUAAUUUAAAAGCUGUAUGUAAAAACAGAUGUAGGUUCAGAAAGCUCCUAGUAUUGUUACUUGUCAUUUAAAAGUGGCCCUGUUGGCUCUAAUAAGGCAGACCAAUAAUUUAAUAGAUUAGCAUGUAACUCUUUUUUUUAUUCUCUAUAUAGAACGGAAUAGGACCAGUCAUUAACCUUCGUUACCUGUUAAAGGAAUCAGUGACCUUCCCUCUAUUCACAGCUGGCCACUUUCUUGACUUUUUGGGUCUGUAUCUUGUUACUAUGUACAGUAUUCCUAAACUGCCUUCAACAAGGGCAAUCGGCUUCAAGACAGUGUUGUUGUUGUUGUUGUUGUUGUUACCAUCAUUUAAAUAACAGAUUCCGUAGCGCUUUACAAUAUUAUUAUAAGAGCAGGGAUUUAACUAUAAUAGGACAAUUACAGGAAUGAUAGGUUGUAGAGGGCCCUGCUCAAACGAGCUUACAGUCUAUUGUAGUGUCGGUGGUGAAUUAAUAUUUAUAUACUAAAUAGUGCAAAAAAACAAAACACUGUCUUUUAGAACCAGUGCCAAAUCAAUCUCCUCGGAGCAUGCGGUUGGCCUCCGUAAUUAUAAUAAUUUACUGCUUAGAGAGGCACUGGGGGCGUUGCGCGGAAAAGAAAAGCCUUGAAUCCAAUCGUGUCUCGGAUACAAAACUAUAUCCAAGAUACUAUAGUGCUGGUGUGGCUGUUUGGGCUAGUGGCCGGCUACAAUAGAAGACAGUUUUCAUUUUCUCUUUUUUUUUUUUUUUUUCACUGCCAUGCUGCAUCGCUGUGGGUGGCCCCACCUCCAAGGAUGAGAUCAUCAAUCUGGAUGAUCUCAGCCAAUCCGAAGCGCUCCCAUAGGAAAGAAAUGGGAGGCUAUUGUGGGGAACAUUCAGCGCCUCCAUGCAGAGGGUGGAGACACUGAACGUCGCAGAAAUGACCCAGUAAGCAUCUCUAGUGGCUGUCUUUUUCUCUAAAAAGGCAGCGUUUACAUUGAAAAGUCUGCAAGGACAUGCUAUAGGCACCACAACCACUACAAUAAACUGUCCCUUUGACGUUCUAAUGUCCUUAACCGUGAAAACCUUAUUUAGUUUCGGAGGGUUUUUAGGUCCGUCCAUCAGCCAAUAAAAAUGUGGUUUUGGCCAAAUGUAAAUUCCUGUUUCUCAGAAAUUACAAUAUUUUACAUGGUCUGGAAAAAAAAAAAGAAAAUGGACCGGGAAAAUUGUGGGGUUUUUUUGUUGUUGGUUUUUCUCUCUUUCUCUUUCUUUCCUGGUAUAUUGUCUCACUUUCCUCAAGCGAUACUACAGAUUGCUUCUGGUUACGUAGUCUCGAUUACAGACCACAGGUACCAGCACCUCGUGGCCCGCUUUUUGGUGCUUUGGAAUUUACAUGUUCUUUCAUCUUAUUGCAGUAUCAGAGUUCUUCCAGGGGUAAGUAGUAACUCAGUAUAUUUUAUGUUGGAGAGAGGGGUGGCAGCUGACGUUGAUUAGUGAGUGUUUCGGACUGCUGGUUUAUAGAUUUAGUUUAGGUUCAUUUUAAGUGUGUGGAUGCAGUUAUCUCACACGAUGUUUAGAAUGUUCUCACUUCACUGCCUAGAUCAGAUUUAUCUCUUUACUCCCAUCAACCUUAGCUAGAAUCUCACUGAGCGUGAUGGGAGUUAUAAUCCAGCUUAUAGCAUUCAAUUUGAGGGGACGUGAAUUCCCAUGAAUGUGGCUUUUGGUUAGGAAUUUUUUUUUAUUUUAUUUUUUUUUUUAACUUCUGCAUUUAGUAUAGUGCUAAACCUCCAGAACCAAGUAGGUUUUUUUUUUGUUGUUUUUUUUUCGGUAGCUAGAUAGUUAAAGGGACACUAUAGUCACCAAAACAACUUUAGCUUAAAGCAGCACUGUCAUGCCGAACUUACCUUUCUUUAAUCGAUUCCUCUUCUCUCCCUCUGUCAAGAUCUGUUCGUCAUUUCUUCCUGUCUGCUCUAGUUUUCUUUAAAACUUAAGAAAAAGUAGGGACUAUUUCUCUUAUGGAGGUUUCCUACACUAUGACCAGCGGAGGAGCAAAGUGUGAGAAAUUUUCCCACAAUUCUUACCUUUCCUCCAUAUUCCCAAAUGCCGGCAAAACUACCGAAUUGCGUCCUAAGAGAAUGAGAGCAGUUUGUCCAGUCAUGUUAAGACGAAAUUUGGUACUUUGUUCGGUUCAAAAUUUUAUUAGAAUGAAUGACAUUCCAAUCCGAUUGCAGCCGCUUAGUAGAUGGCUCCCUAAUUCCCACGGUAUUUGGGAGCUAUCCACCAAAAGGCUGAAAGACCAAGAUUUGGUCUUUGAGCCAACUUUACUAAUACCAAGUAAAAAUUACUUGGUAUUGGUAAUUAAUCUGCCCCUACUCACUAUAUUGAGAGAAGGGGCAUGUCUAGUAAAUAGUGAGCAGUAAAUAAACCCCCCCCCUUUAAAAAAUGGUGGGCCAUCUCUUAACUAGCCUGGGGGGACAGCAUCGCCCCCCAACUGUGCCCUGCGAGUGGGGGUGCUAUUCAAGUAAAUGGGGGAUAUAGGGUGGGGGCCGAGUGACUAGGGGUCCCUAAGCCCCUUGUAACCCCUUCCAAAAAAAAGGAAUAAAGAUCUACCCCCUCACCCUAAAAAUAGUGAGGGAACGAAAAAACUUAAUUUCUGUGUUUAAAAACCAAAAAAAACAACAAAAAAUUGCCAUUUGAUGUCUUUGAUAAUACCUAUCAAAUAAAAAAAUACAAAAAUAAUCCAUCUUCACCAAACUAGGUCACUGCGCUCCGCGGGGAAAGGCUUAAAAAGUCUUCCCACACCUUGCAAUUGGGCUCAGAGCGCUCUAAUUGGUUGGUUUGAUAAGCAAGUCUACAUUUACCUGUCACAGCACUCUGCUUGAUUGGCUUGAAAUCCAACCAACCAGAGUGCUCUGUGUCUUUGGAAUUUUCCCAUGCUAUGUAGUUUGACUCAUAACACUGAUUGGUUACUUUCAACCAAUCAGAGUUAUGAGUCAAAUUACACAGAAUGGGAAAAUUCCAAAGAACUUUCCCACGCUGUGUAACAUGACACAGAGCACUCUGGUUGGUUUAGGAACGCUGUGUAAGUCACAUGCAGGGAGGUAUGACUAGGGAUGUAUAAACAAAACGAUUUAACUCUUUAAAUGGCAGAAAAUUGAGCUGUGCGACUGUAGGGGCAUGAUUUAAUUACCAAAACUGCUUCAUUAAGCUAAAGAUGUUUUGGUGACUAUAGUGUCCCUUUAAAACUAUGAAUAGUGUAUGAAUUGAACACACCAUAUUCUCAUUACCAAGCUUCUUUCUCUGCCUCCAUGCAACUUUUCAAAUUAACACUCAAUGUAGCAUGACCUCUUCGGGUCACUGUACUGGCUAUGGUGCCAGGACUAUGCUUGCCUCCUCGCAACGUAAGUAGUCACACUAUUGAAGAGUUUGACAAUUUACCUAGGCGUACACAUCCCCUGCUGCCGGAAGCUCCUGUUGAAGUUGUGCCUGUAAGUGUCCCUUUAAAUGGCUCUUGUUCCUUAUGUAUGUGUUUACGCUGUCAGUCACUCUAUGGAUGGACUUUUUUAUAAUGCUAUAUGAGCUAUUUUAUAGUGGCUACUUUACAUGUACUUUAAAAGUAACUUGGCAGGAGAGAUGGCUAUACUGGGGUUUUAAUACUAUUAGAUACUGUCGUCUCAGACGCUAUUUCACAACCCUGUAAAUGAAGUUAAGUGAAAAAAGCUUAGCAUGCCCCAUGUUACUGUUGCAAUGUGUUAUGGGAGACCGUGUGUAUGUCUGGACUAGACGUCGUACCAGGUAAUUCUGUUUCUUCUACAGGCCCACCCUGUCUGUACACAGACCGUCAGAUUGUGACGUGCAGGAAAUCUGCCUACUAGAGUAGACGUAGCUUCUGUUAAUUGGACAAUAAUUAUAAUGCUUUAUGCCAUUCUCCCUUCAAGGAUGCAUAUUUUUGCUGCCAAGCGUAGAUGCUAUAGUUAAAGGUUUACAUAUGCUAGCUACUUCAAUGAGAUGAAGCAGUUAUGGUGCUUGGUGUCCCUUUAAGUUGUCUUGCUUAAUUCACAUGCUGAGCGUAGGCAGUGUGGUUUUUGUUUUUAAACACUGCAGGUAAAAUGUAGACUGGAAUCUGACGUCCAUUUCCAGCAGUAUAUGGAUUGCUGGGGAAAGUUGGCUGCAUUCACAGGAACCGAAAGGAACAGCUGUGCCAUCCACUGAGUUUGCCUGAAUUUAUUCCAAUGAAAUAAAGUGCAUUCACACUGUCUUACACAUGGCAGUGCAUAAAAUGCUAAGGAAAAGUGACUGCAGGGAAGAAUUAUUUUUAUAAACCUCUGUGGCUGGCUGAGCAUUGAAGGAUUCACAGCUGGCUAUAAUUUGGAUAUCCUGGUGCAUUCUCUAGUUAAUCUGCACUUACAGCCCUGAACUCUGUCACAGAUGUUUCCGCCUCCUGUUCUCGUAGACUUAUUGGGAAGGUGAGGAAGGAAUGUUGUUGUGGUAUAUCUGCCAGAUAUCACUGGCCUGGCUCCAGGGAGAUUUUCUUAAGACUUUGGAGAAAAUGUUUCUCCUCUGUUUACAGUGUAAUACUGGAGGGGGGGCAGUGAGCGCAUGCAUACGGGGGAGGGGGGCAGUGAGCAUGCACAGGGGGCAGUGGCAUGCACACGGGGAGGGCAGUGGCGCAUGCACGGAGGGCAGUGGCGCAUGCACAUGCACGGAGGGCAGUGGCGCAUGCACCCGGGAGGAGGGAGGGAGCGCAUGCAUACUGGAGGGAGGAGAGGGGGACAAUGAGUAGAUGUUUCAUUGCUGUUAACCGUGGCAGGAAACAUCAGAUGUCUCCAACUCCCAUUACCUUCAGCCAGUUCAUUGGUAGCAAAUCAUAAACUCUAAAGAUAUUUAUGUUUCUGUCCAACUAGCAAAGAGGUUUGAAGCAGAACUGUUGCACAACCCAAUAGAUAACUAAAAGCUAUCCAAGUCUGUUUAUUUUACUGUUGUUUGGCUGUCCAGACAUACCAUGUUAAUGAAUUUAACAUUAGGUAGAAAUAGAAAUUUGGGACAUGUGCCUAGAGAUAAACCGCUUAAUUCCAUAAACUUUCACAUAUUAAGCAUUUUAUCCCAUAUCAUUUCCUGACCCCCUCACAGCCCCUUACAGCUGCAGAUUGACAUUGUGCUGUAUAGAUUAUUAGUGAUCUUUGCAUUAUGGAUCAAUCUCAUGACACCCAAAGAGAGCUUUUUACUGGAUUGUAACACUGGACUAAACCUGCCAACCGCCAUGUUACUGCUUCUACACAAUGUUAGCUUCAUUAUAGAACAGAUUGGCAAGGAAUCGUUAACCCUUUAAAUGCGCGCUAAUGGCAGAGCAGAAUCUCUCCUCCACAAAGAACUCUUAUCCUCCCGUCUCCCAAUCUAUAAAACGGUGUCUCUCGGCUUACCGUACCUGUUUGUUUUUAUUACAGUGUCUAAACACAUUAACCUGGCAGGUGAGAGAGUCCAAGCUAUUUGUAUCUGCUCUGUGUGUUUCUAUGGCACUGCUGACUGACAUGCCUAGAGCAAUCUCUGGACAGGUAACAGGUGUGCUGUUCUCACCUAUGUCAGAGGUGUAAAGCAGUUUAUGAGAGAGGUGUUUGUGUUAACCUGUUGUGCCUUAACUGGGCCUCCAAUAGACAACUUGUAAUUAUUACUCCUCCCACUCUGAUAAUCUAGGUGGAUCCAGUAUUGGAUCUGAUAAUCUGCCUGACCCCAGAAUGCUUUUGCAUGUGUUUCAGAGCAAAUUAGAAAUUGUCAUGUGACAUAUCUGCCCCUGCGUGCUUUCAUUUGGUAAUAAUAUAUUAUCGCUUGCGUUACAGCGUGCACUACAAUAAGACAGACUUAACAUGGUUUGCAGAUUAAAGACCCGAUCUAACAUGUUAAAUAUGGCAGUUUUUGCCUUAUCUGGACCAGGCUUUGUCCAAUCAUGUAUUACAUCCUUGGCACCGUAUCGUGCUGGAGAAUGUGAUUGGUGAAAUAUGAUCAAAGCGAUUGGAUAUCACUUUAGAAGUACCGCUCAUUUAUUCAGUGUUUAGAAGUCGAAGGAUUAAUAUUGCUGACCCACGAGUAUAUUGACCUCCUGCGUUUUAAUCUUUGCUACAUAACUGUCUAUUCCUGCUUUAAUUAUUUUAAAUGAGAUUAUAAGCAACAGCAAGUCUGGGCAAGCAGAUGUAAGCCUUAUUUUUAAGCCUGGGAAUUGGCUUCAGCUAUGAAAUAUUUGCUUCUCUUUACAAAUGUGAUUGUAAAAUGUUUACUGUAACAACACUGUGCUAGUGGACGAACUCACUACAUAAAUUGUAGCUAUCUUGCCUUUGGGUUUGCUCCAUUGGGCCCUGUUUAAACGUGGUGGCAGUAGCUUAACCUCACUGGCUGUAAUCACCGCUCCCAUCCCUGAAGACCUCAUUCAGAGCUAAAAAUUUACUGAUCCUGUUGUGAUUUCACCCAAUACCCACAGCAGAGCACUGACUGAUGUAGUUACUAACCUAAACCCCAGUGCAUCUCGAUACUCUAUACCCUUGUUUCUCAACCAGUGGGACGCGUACCCCAAGGCAGUGCUUGACAAAUCGCAGGUCACCAAAGCGACUAUAGAUUUUGUCCUGGUGCCUGGGUUUUGUCAGUCUGUUCCCUCUGAGGCGGAUGUCCGGCUUGGGUAGAGUGGAGGUGGCAAGGGAGCAGUAAUCUCCCUUUCUCUGCUCCAUCGCACACCCUGCAGAGAUGCUGGGAUAUGCUGUCACUCCGGCCCCGACAUCCCUAAACUACACGUAGAGCUUUAAGAUGACUGGAGGCCCAACUGAACCUCAGGGACAGGAUCCCCACUGGACCCCAAGGGAAACUAUCCACUCCAGCUCUCCAAAAGCCUCUCUUCUGUGGAACGUUCAGUGCUUCCAUUCAGCGUGUGUAGACCGUGAACGUAGGUGCUGAUCAGGAAGCACCUCUAGUGGUCGUCUAAGUGACCAUCACUGGAGGUGUCGCUAGCCUGCAUUGUGUGGUUUUUUUUAUUUAUUUUUAUUUCUUAAUUUUUUUUAUUUUUUUAUUUUUUUACAUUAAAAUGCCUGCAGGGACUUGCUAUAUUCAUCAGAACAGCUACAUUGGUUCUGGUGACUACAAUGUCCAUUUUAAGAAUUGUAAUAUUGUCUUUUAAAACUAAGCUUUUUAAAAAAAAAAAAAAACUGGCUUCUAGAUUCCAAGCAAAUUUGUCAAGCCCCACCCAAGGCGUACCAAAGGUAGGGGAUACGCCAAAGGCUGGGAGGCUGAAGUGGUGAUGGAGCUGAAAUCUUCAUGAUCUUCCAGCAUCAUGGAAGCCAUGCCUGCCUGUGUCAUCACACUGACUCCACAGAUGAUGUGGUAUGCUUUGGAUCAUGAGCGGUUUCAAGCUUCCUUUUUAUUUUAUUUUUUUUUUAUUUUUUUUUAGUACAGGCUGAUCCAAGUUUCUACUGUCUAAAGAAUGCUGAUCCAGAUCUGGGCUAGCUUUUUUUUAAUUGUUUUUGGGAAAGUCCAAUCUGCCCUCUCUAUUCUUGAUGCUUAUGAAUGGUUGGUUUGCAUCUUGUGGUGAAACCUCUGUAUUUGCUCUCGUUAAAUAGACAUGGACAAUGACAUGCCUACUUCCUGGAGAGUGUUGUUCAUUUGGCUGGAUAUUGUGGAGGGCUUUUUCUUAACCGUGGAAAUGAUUCUACGAUGUUGUCUUUUGUUGACGUCUGGGCCUUUCUGUGUUGCAGAACUCACCAGCGUGGCUCUUUAUAUUUUUUUUGGUAUUCCCUUAGGGCAGCAUGGGAUUCCGCAUAAUUUCCCCACAUCCAAGAUGGCUGCCGUUACUGCUAUUCUCGGAAGGUUGGAAACAGCAGAGAUCUUGCGAUCUAAUAGGAGAUCGCGGGAGCAAGAUCUUAAAUCCGCCCUGCCGUCAGCCAUUUUCUAUCACUCGUGAUAGAGUGGAACUGAUGGUUGAAGCUGCUGUUGGGUAGGGACAUGCACAUUAAGGAAACGAAAAUUCUGGUCCGAAACCAAAAAAUCAGGAUGCCCUUUGAUGAAAAUUUUUUUUCCUAUAAUUUUAUUAAUAUUACACUUUUUAAUGUAUUUAUUCUAAUAGGAAAAACUUCCCUUCUUUUAGUGGUCCCCCUCCUUAAUGCUCCUUUUCCCUACUGCUUUAUUAGUGUUCUUGCUCCCCCCAUCCCAUAGUGUUCUUUACUCCCUUUCCAUGUCCCAAGUGCAGUAUUCUUGAAUUUUCAUGUUAUCAUUAUUAUCUUUCAUUGUGAUAUAUAAUCAUCUGAAUUGUUAAUGCAAGCAUGUCUGUUAAACUAUGCACUACAAAAUGUUGUUUUGUUUUUUUUUUUUAGGCAAAUUUGACCCGUUUUUGGCUGGAACAGGUUAGGCCCAUUUUCGGCAGCGACAAUUUCGGUGCAUCCAUAACUAAGUCACUGUGAGGGACAUUAAAAGGCUCUUUUAGGGGCAUUGAAAUUCUCUGUAAGGUACAUUAAAAGGAUCUGUCAGGGGCAUUGAAAGACUCCUGUGAGAGGCAAAACACUGUUAAUUGUAUUUUUCAAAGUGUUCAAAUCUUUUUGCUCGAAGUCUAACUCAAAAAUCCUGUUUAAGUUCUUUCUAAGACCAGUGGCUGACCGAUCAGCAUACUUUCCAGUCCAGUUGUGACAUCAACUGAGGAAGCCCCUACUGGGGCGAAACGCGUAUCGGAUCAACUUAUUCAUCAUCAAGGUAUCAUAUUGGACUGUCCAUUUUGAUAACUCUGGACUUUUUAUACUGGACUUAAACUUUAUCUCCCUAUACUUUUUUUUUUUUUAAUUUUUUUUUUUUUAACUUUUUUUUUUUUUUUUUUUUUUUUUAAUGCACAUACUUAAAUGUCUUUAUUGACCAAAUAAAGAAUUAUAGUAUUUCUAUACCGAAGAAGGUUCUUCUGAUUUUUAUUUAGUGAGUUAGUUUUUUUUUUUUUUUUUAACCACUAUCAACCUACGUGAAGGACUGGGGACAUCCUUAGAGUCUCUCAAUGCUACUCAUGAGAUCACGAGAGCCAUAUGAAUCUAUUUGGCUCCAUGUUUGAGUAUCUAAGAUCCAUAGAGAUUUACUUCAUUUAUUUUUGCAAUAUUACCCUAUGUUCUACUUUCUUUUGCAGAAACAAGAUGUGUUCCACCUAUUUGUAUGUAUAUGUUUUGUAUUAUUUAGAGUAGUAUAAGGGGUUCCCAAUCAGGUGGUGUGUAUAGCAGUUAAUGCUUACACACUCUCCUGCAUAUCGUGUACUGUAUUCUUCAUUCUGUAGGGUGGGGGGUGUUUUUGUUUUUGUUUUUUGUUUUUUUUUUUGUUUUUUGUUUUUUAAACUCCAUCAAUUUGGAAAGCUGGUUAAAGCAGGGAACUGCAGGAAUUACUGCUUCUACCUGUUCGGCCCUUAUAGAAACUGAGAAAGGAGAUGCAACUAAAAAUCCAGAAAACAUGCCUGAAAUUGUUUGUAUCUACUGUUCCUCAACCAGCGGAGAUAAGGGACAAGUCAAAGAAAAGCGCACAAUGCUGGCCAAUUUUCUCAAACAAAGAGAAGAAAAUGAUAGCUACUUGUCAUUUGGAUUCACAAGUGCCAGAAAUGAAGAUUGUCCUGAAGCACAAUGCGUACUUUGCAAUAAAACGUUUCCAAACCGUUCAUUAGCACCUGCUAAAUCACGUCGUCAUUUUGAGCAAAACCCAUGCAGAGUACAAAGAUAAAGACAUUGCCUUUUUUUUUUUUUUUUUUUUUCACGAAGGCCAAAGGAGUAUCAAGAGUAAACAAUUUGAGUAAAAAGUCAAAAUGCUAAUGAGAGCCACAGAGGCUUCUUACAGAGUGAGUUACCGCAUAGCACUUGCAAGAGAAGCGCACACACAAUUGGGGAAUCUCUAAUAAAACCAUGUGCAAAAGAAAUAGUGCCAUGUGUUUUAAGUGAGAAGUUGUGUGUGUGUGUGUUUAAAAAAAAAUUUAAGCUGUGCCACUUUCCAACAGUUUUGCGCCGUAAUCAUGAUCUUGCUGAUGACAUCCAUACUGAACUAAUUUCUCGACUGCAUCAAUGUGAUGGGUACUCAACAGAUGUUGCAGGACUUUCAUUUUUUUUUUUUUUUUUGGAUAUAAUUUUAACAAACAGAUUGCAGAAGACUUGCUUGUGUGUGAAACAUUAACAACGCUCACCACUGGUGAGCACAUCUCUAUCUGUAUCCAGAAGUUAAUGAACACACACAGUAUACAUUGGGACAAAUGUGCAGAUGUUGGCAGUGAUGGUGCCAAAGCAAUGGUUGGGAAGGUGGCAGGCGCUGUGACACGAAUAAGCAAUGUAGCAAAAACCAGCACCAGUUCUCACGGUGUUCUUCACAGACAUGCACUGGUAGCUAAAAAUAUUUCAAUCCCAUUUAAAACUUUGCUAGACUAAUCGGUCCAGAUUAUUAAUUUUAUAAAAAGUCGACCUUUACAGUCACCACUAUUUAAAAUAAUAUGUGAAGAUAUGGGUAGUCACCACUCUGCUCUGCUUUUGCAUUCAGAAUUCCGUUGGCUAUCACGAGGUAAAGUCCUUGUUAGAAUGUUUGAGUUGCAUCAAGAGUUGUUUGCAUAUUUCCAGGAUCAUAAAUUUGGAUUAUCUGAAAUUAUUUUUUAUUUUUAUUUUUUACAAGCUCUCUGUGGAUAUUCAAAUUAGCAUAUCUUGCAGACUUAUUCACAAAAUUUAAAUGACGUAUGUGUAUCACUCCAAGGAAAAAACACAAAUAUUUUCUGUCUCAUAAGCUGCAGUUUUGGACCUCGUCUGUUGAGCAAAAUAAUUAGAAUUCUUCAACACUCAAGGAUUUUCUUGAAGAUGAAAUUGCAGGUCAUCUUCGCCAUUUAAUCACAUCUAUUAAUCAGUAUUUUCCAUUCUUAAAUGAAAUCCAUUCAUAAAAGACAAGCCAGACAAUAAUUUUUUUUUUUUUUUUUUUCUGACCGCUAUAACUUCUGACAGUCAACUAAGCCAAGAAUUUUCUCUUAUUGCUUUUUGGGGUGAUUUACGCAAAGAAUUACCAUAAUUGUGAUAGCGGGCAAAGUUCUGUUGCCACUCACCAGCAUGUACUAAUGUGAAACUGAAUUCUCUUGUGGGUUUUUUUUUAAAUUUUUUUUUUUUUCUUCUCUGCAACAAAAACAAAGUAUCGAAAUCAACGUGACACAAUUGCAGACAUGUGAAUACAACUGUCCACAAUUAAAGAACCACUAUAGUGGAGGUGGAGAGCUCCCCACCGGGCUCUGGGGAGAGGAAGGGGUUAAAAUCUUACCUUUCUCCAGCGCCGGGUGGGGAGCUCUCCUCCUCAUCUUCGGCAGAAUGCGCAUGCACGGCAGGAGCUGCGCGCGCAUUCAGCCAGUCUCAUAGGAAAGCAUUCAUAAGUGAUUUUCAAGAGACGGCCACUAGAGGCUGGAUUAACCUAUUUAUAAACCUAGCAGUUUCUCUAAAACUGCUAUGUUUAUAUAUUAUAAACAAAAAAGGGUUAACCCUUGCUGGACCAGGCACCCAGACCACUUCAUUAAGCUAUAGUGGUCCUUUAAACCAGAUAUGAAAGUAAUUUGCCAGUAGAAGAGCGCAUUGCACUCUGCUCAUGGUUUGCACUGCGGCGCCAAUUUAAAAAAAUAAAUAAAACAAUUUGGGGGUUCCUAAGUGUUAUACCAUGUCAAAGGGUUCCACGGGAAAAAUUAAUUGGGGAAACCCUGCCUUAGAGUGUACCAAACUGUUGAUUUGCCUACUCCUAAUGUUCUCACUCUCCCAAACGAGCGGGGUUGGAUUAGAAUUCGCUUAUAGCAAACCGUUACGCUGUGGAAGUACAGGAGCCAUCCCCAUGACACAUAGGACCCUGGGAUCAGCUGAUGCCAGAUCUUCCAAGCUGCUGGAACUGGAUACGCAAGAUCGUUGAGGUUUGAAUCAGUACGGUGUCCAGUAAGGCAGGUUCUAUGGUUUCACGCUGGGUUUGUCGGCUGCAGGAACUUGCCAUGCCAGGCAGGACAGAGAAAUGAGUAUAUGGCACAUGUAUAAUCUCCAGUUUGGUAGUCCUCUAUAGCGAUCCUCGGCCCAGUAGGUGGGGUGCCAUGCUUGAAAGCCAGAAUCUCAGCCUUUAGGGCUUGAAGUCCUGGCUGCUUGGCGCGUCAGCUGUUGUCAGCCCAGCAGUCUCCUUCACUCUUCACAGCAGGUGAGGCAUAUUGUGAGAUCAGUGUGGAGCGUCUCUCUCUGCAAUGCGGAGCCAGAAGGCUGUGGAAAAAAAUCUCAUCCAGCUGUUGGAGAGUUGAACGACGCUCCGUCACUUGAGAGGGUCCUUCUGUGACCUCUGCCAUCUUUGGUGCGGUAAGCUCCUGUUGAUUGUGUUGUCGCGGAGCAUAGGAACGUUUUUCCUGGGACCGGUAUAACCCCAACCUGUCCAGAGGGGGAAAGCGGGCCCAAAAUCAAGAUUUCAGCUGUGUGGCAUCGGAGGAGUGGCCGCCAGGCUUGCAGGCUACGUUCAGUGCUCAGGCGAAUCCCGCUUGAAAGGCGAAACUUGGUACCCGUAUAUGCACCUUGGUGUCACCUGUAGUUUGGUAGCCCUUAUGUGUAGUGCACAGGCAGCGUUUUGCUGUUUUUCCGCAAUAUUUGCAGGGAAGAGCAGGAGCUGUAUCAGUAGGUGUCCGCUCAGCAAUCAGGCCCCGCCCAGCUCGUACACCUUUUGCGUGUCAUGGAGGCCUACUAGUUAAUUGCUCAGUAGAAGCCGUAGUCUCUCGAGUGAUUAUAGAGGCGUCUCUCGCUCACACAUUUUGGCACCACAUCUCCCAUGAUGCUUUGCCAGCAUUAUGACUGUGUAAUAGCAUUACAGAACAUGUAGUCAGUAUUUAUUGUGCUGAAGGUUGCCUAUCCCUGGCCUGAAACAUUUGCGACGCAGUGUAGUACCCUAACUGAUUGAGGCUAGCAACUCACUUUGUUUCCUGUUCUAUUCGUAUGCAGUAUUACUCCCUGACGUACCAUACCUUUUUUUUUUUUUUUUAACACAAUGUGUGCAGGUAACCGGUUACAUUGUAGCUACUCGUUCUCUGCAUUUCACAGAGGUUUUUAUGGAGUCUAACUGAUCAGGGAGUGUUCUAUAGUCGUCUUUUCGCGUUUAGGUCUGACAUUAAUGUGUAUUUACCUUGGUUUCAUUUUUAUAUUUAUAUAUAUUUUUUUCUCUUCGAUCACAUUUUAGAAGAUAUUGAAUUAAAGAGAUGUUAACAUAUAGUCUUAGCCAGCCAUUAAUCUAAUUGUGUCUAACUCCCACUAAUCUUGGCCAGACUGUUCUAUAUGUAUAUCCUGGUUCAGCCUGACUGCAUGGAAAUCUGUGCAUUAUUACCCAUUAAUUAUCAGUUCACACUCCAUUUUCUGUCACGUUUUAAUCCUGGGCCUGUGACAUGUUUAAUUUUUUGUUUCAGGGGACCAGGUAGGGUUGCUGAAAAUCCACAGUUCUGAUUGUGUGAAAGGUUAAAUCCUGAUUUCUGCAGCGUCUGUGAUUUGCCCACGCACGUCACUGGUACGCACGUUCUCUAUGCUCAAUUAUACCCUUCAGUAUGAAUGCUGAGGAAAUGGGAGGCAGUCUGUAUAUUUUAAGCCUUUUAUUCAUCUCUGCACAGAUUGAAGCAUGUUACUGGGGAUGUCUCCUUCCCAUGCUAUCCUAUCUGUGAAUUUCCAGCUGCUCUGUUAUUUCAAAAGUCUAUUCUGCUGUGACUGCCUGUCAGGAUAAUUAUAUUUCCUGAAUGGUCUGUUGUUGUGAUGGUAAAAAAAAAAAUUAACUGCCUCAAGCAUGUGCCCAUCCUUACGCAGUGACCACUAAAGCCACCCACGUCACUUCAUUUCAAUAAAGCGGUCUGGGUGCAGUGGCUUGGUGGUAGUAUUCGUCCUGUAAUGUAACAUUGCUGUUUAGUAGAUGUCUAUUGGUACGUUUUACGAACAACCACUAGCGGGAGCUUUCACUGCAAUGACCAAGUUUGACUGUCAUGUGACAUUCAACGUUUAACAUCAUGAAAUACUGGUCAUAGGAUAGCAUUGGUCUCCAUGAGAAGCAUUUGAUUGGAUGAUUGCAUUUCUUGUCCAAAAUGCUUCUCCAUGAGCUAUAUUGGAUGAGAAAAUGAAAAUGGGUAGAUGGAGUGAGCUGCAGUACUGGAAAAAGGGCUGGUAAAACCUGGAUCUAAACCGUUAGAGGGAAUACAUGUUUGUAUUCCUAAUGCUAUAAUUUUCCUCUAAUGGAAUGCAGUCACCCGUAAGACUUGCCAUCUGUUGCUGGCGCACACAGUAUAUUACACCCCUAGCCGUGCCAGCCACCUGUGGAGCUUUUGACAUGAAGCUGAUGGAUUUGACGGCUUUCUCUCUGCAGUACUUAACCCUUUGAUUGCCAGGGCUGUUGUCUGUGCAUUACUGCAGCGUUGCAAGCGUUAACCACAUCGGUAAAACUGUCACCUUGCAGGGACUUUUAAUACCGCCUGUGUUAAUAAUUAUCAGGGAUUUGCCAUUUUAUUUCUAAGUAACUCUGCCAGCUGUAUAUUGACUCCAAUAUAACCAUAAUCCCAUAUCUGGAUGGUUUAUAAGUUACUGUAUGAGACCCGUGAACUCUGCUACCUCCUUUAAACAUUAUGUGAACUGGAUUUACCUGAGCACAUCCUAGAUUGAAUGCAUUAAACCAGAGAUACCUGUUUGCUCAUAUAAACCAAUGUUUGGGAAACCUGUCAGACGGGUUACAGUUCACAGGCUUUUGAAGGCAUGCACCCCCAAACAUGUGUUCCACAUAAUGGUAAGGACUUCCAGAAUCGGGGUCCAUAUAUCCAAACAUUAAAACGCUAUUUUAAAGCAUUGGUCUGGCUUGUGUUCACUGUGUACCCAUAUGACUAAUCCCUUACCUGAAGUGGGUUUUGGGGUUCCAUUUUCCAGGGUUCGAUAAUUGUCAGGGAAUCCGUGACAAUUCCACUGUACCUGAUCCUGGUUCUCCUACUAUUGUCCUCUAUAUAUUUAUUUUUAAUAGUAGUGUUCACUUGCCAAGUAGUUCCAUUCACUUCUCUCCCCCCACUCCCAUCCUUAGCCAGUUGGGCUAUGUAUUCAAUGAACCCAUACUGCAUUGAAUGAAUUGGCCACCUUUUCCCAGAAUUGCUGGGCAUGGUAUAUGUCCGUACUCUGUACGUUGUGAUCCAGCUCUGUACAUUAAAUGCCCCCAGAGAGAAGCAGAUUCAGUUUUCAUAGGGCAAUCCUGUAGGUAGGUGAGAGGGUGUUGAGGUAAUCACCGUUCACAAGGUUAUGGUUGCAGUAAAACAUUUAUCAGCUUUUUUUUUUACUUUGUCUUUUGAAGUGUAAAUGGUUAAUACAUGCUGUGAACAUAAAUCCUGAGGUUGGGAGUUCUUUGUAUGGAUAAUCCACAGCUUUCAAUGUUCUUUAACAUUCCAGCGACUCUGCCGCAUUACUUUGGGCUCAGGAUUUGAAGUGAACCAGCACGGGACAGUGGGUUUACCGAGCUAAUGAGAAAUUUGGAAAAUACUCUUGUUUGAUGGUCCGUCAGAAAUACUAUAUUUGUGUUCUGGCGCGAUCAUAUGGCUGUUUGCAGACCUAUUACUUGUGGUUUCAGAGACUUGUUUAAAUCCUUAUAUAUAGCAACUAUUCUUUCCGUCACUGGCCAUUAAAGGUCCUACCCAGCCAUGUCCUGCAGUCCAUCCGUGUCCGUCUUAUUGGAAAGUGGUUAUGGUGAAAUGAGUUCUGUGUAGAUGAACAUCCCACAUUUACCAGCGCUAAACAUGCCUUAAGUCUGUCCGAGGCUAUCCAAAUAGUAUGGGGUAAGCAGUGAUACCCACAAAAAACAUCACAGAAUGUUCUGGACAUCUUUAAAGAAAAUGUAAGAGGGUUGUCUACAUCUAUAUCAUAGUUUAUAAAUAAAAUAUAUCUUAAAAAAUAAAUACAUAUUAAAUUUUUUUUUUUUUUUUUCUUAAUAGUAGUGACAUUAAGUGUGCAAUGUAUGUGUCUAGGAAUUUCCAUCACUUUCUGUGGAGACACUAUGCCACAAACUCUGUAAUAUUUUACCUUUUAACAGAUACAUAAAGUUGCAUUAUUUUAUUUAAUUGCUGUGAAUAACCUUGGUGUAUUCUAUUAUAGAACCCACUAAUUCUGGUUCCAAUAGAUCCACGCAAAAAUGUCCCUUAUUGCUUUAAACAUUUAGAAUUUUUAUCCCGGACACAUGUCUAAUUCUGGGCCAGUUAUUCAUUCUCUCUCUCUCGUUUCUCGUUUCGUUUUUUUUUUUUUUUUCUUGUCCCCCCCCCCACUGGUGCAUGUACCGAUCCCAGUGCUGCCUUAACACCAAUGCUAAGCAUUAACCCAAUCACUACGUUUACGAAAACCUUUAAAUCUCAUGGUUUUUGUUAGUCAGUGACUGCAUGUUUAGUUCUAAGAUCAACAAUUCAAAAAGUGUUUUUAUCGAUUAAAUGCAGAACACAGUGCUUCGCUACUUUUCAACACAAACCCCAAAUAUUGGCGUUCUAGCACUCUGGUCAGGACAUGUCAAUUCCUUGUGUGUCCCCUCUCUGCAUUUCAUUAAAUAUGGUGGGUUUUUUUUUUUUUUUUGUUUAAAUCAAAUAAUUGGUUUAUCUCCUGGGAGUCCCGUGAUGUUAUGUUUGAUCACAUGUUCCACAGUCUCUGUAUCCUGUAUAGUUAUUCCAUGCAGAGUUUACUAUUCCUUACUCUGGGAGGUAAUAGCAGCUGCUCCUUCCAUUGUACUUUAAUCUGUAACCUCUUGCAUUGAUUUACCUUCAUCUUGCCAGUAGUAAGAUAUUAACUACCUAAUUUCUAACACUAAAUUACAGUAUAAUCAGUAAGAGAACUCUGACUCCUCUUUCUAUUGACAGAAGUGAUUAAUCUACAAUCCAGGACUUUGCUUGGCUUCCAGUGUACUCCUCACAUUGAAGGAAGCGUGCAGCCCCAGAGCUCCAAUCUUCUGCCUUCCGGGAGCCUUGCAGAUCCUUUCUGUCUUCACUAAAACAGAACGAUGGGGCAAAGGCUUUCAGAGAUCCAGUAACCAUAAAAGAACCAUACUAUGCUUGGAACUGACGCAAUUUGAAAUAGACGUCUACUGUAAUGAAAGUGACAUCGGCUAAGCAGCUUAAUAGAGCAAUUUGCGCUGUAACUGCUCAUUAUGCCCCACAUACAGCCAUAAAGGAUGACCAACAGAAUGGUCCAGCUCCAUUCUGGACUACGACCACGGUCUGUAAACAAAUACUAGGAGUCAGAGUGGACUGAACAGUUUGAAUCUGCCUGGUACACAACCUGUAAUCAUGAGGUUCUCUGCCGUAGAUUACAUAAUCUUUGCUCUGCUUCUGGUCCUUUCCUCGGGCAUCGGACUUUAUUAUGCCCUGAGCGGUGGGAAGCAGCGCACCACACAGGAGUUUCUGCUGGCCAAUCGCAGCAUGGGCUUCCUUCCAGUAGCCCUUUCUCUCUUGGCCACGUUCCAGUCAGCAGUGGCAAUCCUGGGAGUACCUUCAGAGAUGUACCGAUUUGGUACAGAGUACUGGUUCCUUGGUUGUUCCUACAUCAUCGGUCUGUUGGUCCCUGCUCACAUCUUCAUACCGAUCUUCUACCGUCUACGGUUAACAAGCACCUACGAGGUAAGGAGCCGGUCUUCUACUUGGCCUCUAUGCAUUGCUUGCUUUCUUUCUAAAAGUUUGUGAAAGAGGUAGCUAGCAAAAACUUCCUAGUUUCAUUGCCGUAUAUUGUAUCAGGGCAGGUUAAAUUGGGCCACUCUGCAGAUAAAAUCCUCAGGUAUGCAAUAUUAACCUACCCAUGGGUUCCUGUAUAAAUUCACAUGGUAUGCUUUUUCUAUCUUGCUGGGUUUUUUUAUAAUCUAUUUAUUUAGAUGUCAUUUUAUUGACUUAACAGUUUUUCUUUUCUUUUUGAUCUGUGUGCAUGAUUGUAGAUUUGCGGCUCAUCUUUCACUUGUAUAAUUCGUUCAGUGCCACAUAUUUUGACUUGUGUUCUAACAUUUACUGAAAUUCUGCAAAGCGUUCCAUUGCGCUGUAUCUUCUGAGCAUCAGGGGGUCUCCAUUGUGUUGGGGGAUGCGAAGCUGCUACAGUAAUCAAUAGGUCUGAUGUCUGUUCCAACCAAAUGGGAGUCAUUGCAGCUGGCAUGGGAACCCAGCUUUGGGUCCUGUUUCAGAUCUAACUCGCAUAUUGCUUUGUUAUUCAAGCCUUAGACUGCAGCAGUUGUUAUGGUGUCAGGAGUGUCCCUUUAAUAUAAACAUUAAAGGACCACUAUAGUGAAAGGAAAACAUACUCGUUUUCCUGGCACUAUAGUGCCCUGAGGGUGCCCCCACCCUCAGGGUCCCCCUCCCGCCCGGCUCGGGAAAGGGGUUAAAACUUACCUUUUUCCAGCGCUGGGCGGAGAGCUCUCCUCCUCCUCCGAUCCUCCUCUUCUCCUCCCCGUCGGCUGAAUGCGCACACGCGGCAAGAGCUGCGCACUCAUUCAGCCGGUCACAUAGGAAAGCAUUUAUAAUGCUUUCCUAUGGACGCUGGCGUGCUCUCACUGUGAAAAUCACAGUGAGACGCACGCAAGCGCCUCUAGUGGCUGUCAAUGAGACAGCCACUAGAGGGAAUGGGGGGAAGGCUUAACCCAUUGAUAAACAUAGCCGUUUCUCUGAAACUGCUAUGUUUUUGAAAAAAUGGGUUAACCCUAGCUGGACCUGGCACCCAAACCACUUCAUUAAGCUGAAGUGGUCUGGGUGCCUAGAGUGGUCCUUUAAUACACUGAAAAUGUUUGAAUGCUUUUUCGCUCUCCUUUCCUAAUGCCCAACACACUCGAUCCUCUUAUUAGGGUUUUUUUUUAAUUUUAUUUUUAUUUUUUACUUUUCCCAUGUCUGUUUAUUCUCCUUCACCCAGCACCACCCCAUCCCCCACUCUCCCUUACAUGAACCAAAAGCAGUCUUGCUUAUCAGACCUUAGUACAUAUCACUCUAUACCUUCUUUUCAUGUUUCUUGAAAGCAAUGUGAUUUACUAACUUGGGAAAAAUUCUGAUUUUAUUUUUCCAAUUGUGUAACUACAACUAACAUAAACAAAUCCUCCUGCACCCCUCUGUCUUGCAGUACCUCGAACUGCGAUUCGGUAAAGCCGUGCGGAUCUGUGGAACAGCGACAUUUAUAUUCCAGAUGGUGAGUUAUGGAUUGGAGGAUAUGAAGAUAUAUAAAUAACUUCUAUAAAGCAAUUACCCAUUACUUGAAUUUCCUCAAUCUAAAUGUAUAAAGGUUGCAGUGUCGCUAGAUUUUAAUAUUCAUACUUUAAUGUACUGCUUGGUAAAUAUGGGACCCUACAAUGAUUCCUUUAUGAUAACUUUGUUUUACUGCUACAUUGAUGUUUUCCAUAUUCUUUUACUGUUUACUCUACAAUCUCACUGUGAUGGGGACAGACAAUGAAACCUUAGACUGCCUUGCUGCGAACGUUGUUUAAUCAGCCACUGGACGUAUUUGGACAGCGGAGAUGGCACCUUCCUGGUUAAAUAAUGUAUUCUAAUAAUGGAUCUAUGACCCAUUGACCUUUAAACCUGGGAUAGAAUUCAAGCCAUGUAGCAGAGCUAAACCUGUUUUUAAAAUGAGCUGAUGGCAAACAUCCAUUUUUAUUACGGUUAAAAGCGUAGAACAGUAUGAUAGCUGAUUGUGCUGCAACUUACAAUUUUCACUUCAAUUUUAACUGUGCUUUAAACUCUUGGGGUCAGACGAAGGGUGAAAAUCCGUGCUUUAGCAUGAUUCUCUGAUUUUGUAUUUAUACGUGUUUGUGCUUUAGAUUGACUGCGGAGAUCCCUCGUGUCUUCACUUUUACUCCUUGUCCAACUGGAAGAGCAGGACAAACUAGAAAUUAAAAUUAUAUCUGUACUCCCCUGCCCCCCCCCCCAUGAUCUACCGGGGGAGGGGGUAAUGAAGAGCAGUCACGUGUUCUUAUUCGAACAUAUUCCAUAGAGCUUAUAAAAUGGGAAUAAUUGACUUGUAGUUGGUAUAUGGAAUAUAACAGACGAGGUGAAUGUAAAUGGCAGGUGCUGAUUGAUACCAUUUUACCUGCACACGUGACGUCAUUAUUCCCACUUACUGCUUUAUGAUGGUCUGCCUGCUAUGAUCAAGAAACGUGUAUUAAUUGGUCUCUCAUCAAAUGAAACCUCCAAUGUUCUCGCUGUGGCUUCAAUGUAGCUUUCUUCAGAGAGAAAAAAGGGAACUGAAGGAAGCCGUCAUGGUAGCGUUCCUUUAGGAUCUUUCCAGACUGAAAGCAGAAUAACUUAUUUAAAAAGUGAAAACUGACUUUCCUUCAUUUAUUUUUCGUUCCCUGUGUCCAUCCAUUCACCGCGGAUGUUUUAGAUAUUUGUUUGGACGUUCAUUCUCUGUUAUCUCUGUGCUUGCUUGCAUGGCUGCGCCAUCAGUCACCAUAGGGUUAAAUAUUUAGCGCACAUUGUGAACCCUUUGUUAACCCCCUUUGUUUCCUGCAGGUGAUCUACAUGGGUGUGGUCCUGUAUGCGCCGGCACUGGCUUUCAAUGCAGGUACUCUCAUCGCUAUUGUAGUUGGUAAUGGCUAUAGCAUUACAUCCUACAGGAGAGGGGGUUUGUAAUCAGGUGUGGCAGCCCCCCGUAUAGCGGAGAUCUGGUUAUUACACACAAUACUGCUGGUAUCAUUGCAUAGGUACACAGAUAAUGUCAUUUACAGGCGAACUGCCCCUCAAUUUGGUUUUUACUAAUGUGGUAAUUGAAGAUUACAGGGACUCUGGGCUUGGUGGGGGGGGGGGCUGCGUUAGGAUUAUAUUGCGAGGGUCUUUCCCUUUGUGUAGCCUAUUCACACUCCACACCAACCACAUAGCACUGGGUGACAAACCACAGAGAGCAGGGAUUGGAUUGCACUCAGGUUAACUCUUGAAAGGGAACAAGGUAACUAUGGCAGAAAGCUCUUCUAUUAAAUGCACCAGGGAAAGGAAGCUAUGAGUGAAUGCUAAAUGCAUUGAUUGUCAGGCCCUUGCAGAGUACAGCGUCUUCCCAAGAGCCAAACUCUGCACUCAACAAACUCUGUUAACAUGUGAGCUGGAACCUAAUGGUUUAAAUGUUCUCUGUUUAGUAGCUAUAGCCCAAUAAAGACAUGCUUGUAUUUUUUUUGUUUAAAUUAAGGUUCUACCUAAAUACAUUUUGAAAAGAAAUCUGUAGUUCUCAUGUCUUGGCAAACCAUCCCCUUCUAACCCCGCCCAGACUUUCUGUGGCUGUCCAAUCACAGACCUCCCAAUGCAGCUCAAUGAGAUGUCUUUGCAAGGCAGAUGCUCUGGGCAAUUGCUGCCUCUUGAGUUUAUCUCAACUGAACUAACCGACCAGGAAAACUUGUCUGACGGCCGGAGGUGGUUAGGAUAAGGUUUCUUUAUAAAAGUGCCAAUUCCUAUUGAAAUCUGCAAAAAAUAAAGCAUAGUAAACUAAAGAUAUACAACAAAGAACUGCUUGUAGUAGUAAAAUAUAUAUAUAUAUAUAUAUAUAUAUAUAUUUAUAUUUACUUACUUCCUGGCUGUCCCCUUCUGCACUCUGCCUCCUCUCAGCUAACAAUUACAGUAUGAAAUCUCUACAAAGGCCAAAACAAAAUCAAAUGAGCCGAGCUGUGCAGCUGUCCAUAGUGUCUCUUAAAACCAAAUCUAAUUUUUGGAAAUCCCCUGUAAAUUUAGUUGUCUGGAUUUUUGUGAAAAGCAAAUUUUAGUGUUACGGGAGAAUACACUCCUUUAUUGCAAUUGAGAGGCGACAAAUGUAAUGAAUGAUACAGGUUACCCCGUUAUAUCCUCAUGUUUCGUUGAGCUGUUUAUAUGGAUGUGGAUCUGCCAUUGUGGGGGUUUGCCUUUAUCGUGCCAUUGAUUGUAUCUAUUUAACUGUGUUAUUGUAAUGAAUUAAAUGUAGUGUUUGACUAUUUGUUACAUUGAUACAAUGAUGUACCUUAUGUGUUUUUUUUUUUUUGUUUUUUGUUUUUUUUUCUUGCAGUUACUGGAUUUAGCCUCUGGGGUACAGUGUUAACAAUGGGAUUGGUCUGUACACUAUACACUACACUGGUGAGCUUUUAGUCAUUUUGUGUAAUUCAUGCUCAUGGAAACUUUCUGGGGACCUGAAAUAAGCAAUUUUAACUGUAUGUUAAAGAAGAUCCAAGGAACUGCAGUGAGUGUGCUGGUCAGAGUGUGUGUGUGUGUGUGUGUUAGUUAUAGGAGGUGUGGGGAGCUGCAGUGAGUGUGCUGCUCAGGUAGUGUGUGUUAUAGGAGGUGUGGGGAGCUACAGUGAGCGUGCUGCUCAGGUAGUGUGGGGAGCUGCAGUGAGUGUGCUGCUCAGGUAGUGUGUGUUAUAGGAGGAGUGGGGAGCUGCAGUGAGUGUGCUGCUCAGGUAGUGUGGGGAGCUGCAGUGAGUGUGCUGCUCAGGUAGUGUGGGGAGCUGCAGUGAGUGUGCUGCUCAGGUAGCGUGGGGAGCUGCAGUGAGUGUGCUGCUCAGGUAGUGUGGGGAGCUGCAGUGAGUGUGCUGCUCAGGUAGUGUGGGGAGCUGCAGUGAGUGUGCUGCUCAGGUAGUGUGGGGAGCUGCAGUGAGUGUGCUGCUCAGGUAGUGUGGGGAGCUGCAGUGAGUGUGCUGCUCAGGUAGUGUGGGGAGCUGCAGUGAGUGUGCUGCUCAGGUAGUGUGGGGAGCUGCAGUGAGUGUGCUGCUCAGGUAGUGGGGAAAGCUGCAGAGUGGCUGCUCUGGUAGUGUGGGAGCUGCAGGAGUGUGCUGCCUGUGGUAGCGGGUUAUAGGAGGUGUGGAGCUGUGUGAGCUGUGCUGCUCUGGUAGUGUGGGUUAUAGGGAGGUGUGAGGAGCUGCAGGAGGCUGAGGAGCUGCAGUGUUAUAGGAGGUGUGGGGAGCUGCAGUGAGUGUGCUGCUCAGGUAGUGUGGGGAGCUGCAGUGAGUGUGCUGCUCAGGUAGCGUGGGUUAUAGGAGGUGUGAGGAGCUGCAGUGAGCGUGCUGCUCAGGUAGUGUGGGUUAUAGGAGGUGUGAGGAGCUGCAGUGUGUUAUAGGAGGUGUGGGGGGCUGCAGUGAGUGUGCUGCUCAGGUAGUGUGUUUUAUAGGAGGUGUGAGGAGCUGCAGUGAGCGUGCUGCUCAGGUAGUGUGUGUUAUAGGAGGUGUGGGAGUUGCAGUGAGUGUGUUGCUCAGGUAGUGUGGGUUAUAGGAGGUGUGGGGAGCUGCGGUGAGCGUGCUGCUCAGGUAGUGUGGGUUAUAGGAGGUGUGGGGAGCUGCAGUGAGUGUGCUGCUCAGGUAGUGUGUGUGUUAUAGGAGGUGUGGGGAGCUGCAGUGAGCAUGCUGCUCAGAUAGUGUGGGUUAUAGGAGGUGUGGGGAGCUGGAGUGAGUGUGCUGCUCAGGUAGUGUGAGUUAUAGGAGGUGUGGGGAGCUGCAGUGAGCGUGCUGCUCAGGUAGUGUGUGUGUGUGUUAAAGGAGGUGUGGGGAGCUGCAGUGAGUGUGCUGCUCAGGUAGUGUGUGUUAUAGGAGGUGUGGGGGGCUGCAGUGAGCGUGCUGCUCAGGUACUUACUGGAUUUUUUACGAAUGAGCGCAUUCAUUAUAGGAUGAAGUGUGGAAACUUGGACUAUGUUCUAAUGUGUGUUGUAAAUAAAUAAAAUAAAAGUCUUGGUGUACAUUCUGGCUGAACUCUAACCAUGGAAUGGACAGUCUGUGUUUCUAGUAGAUCUAGUUUUCAGACCUGUUUCUGCAGAACCAGUUGAUCUGGCUGGCAGUAAUCUGACGAUCCUCUCUUCUCCCACCAGGGGGGUCUGAAAGCCGUCAUCUGGACAGAUGUUAUCCAGACCAUGGUGAUGUUUGCCGGACAGCUCGCUGUGAUUAUAGUUGGUACCAUGAAAGUGGGCAGCAUCAGCGAAGUGUGGCAAAUCGCCACUGAAAAUGGCAAGAUCUCUGGCAUAAAGUGAGUGUUGGCAAUCCGCUGUGAAUUUACUUGCCUUGCUAAUUCGAGUCUCCGUAUAGCUGUCCUGGGCUGCUCGCUGGGACAAUGUUAUCUCUGGAACUUUUACUAAAUUCGUUUAUUUUUUUAUUUGUCCCUUUUUUAAAUGUUUUCCACCUCUGCUGGGUAUGAAACUUUUUAAUUAACAAACAUUCAGAAAAUCUGUUCAUGUGAAACAUUCUGUAAUCAUAUCAAAUGUUCUCAUUACUACCUCUGUGGUAGCUUGUUGAAGUGGUUUGUCCUAUUCGUGACCGUUUUAUUAAAGUGCAGAUUUCAAUAGAAAUAAACCCCUUUCUGGCUGUCUGAAACAAUAGCAGUCGCUCCGACACUGACCAUCGCUCAGGCAGCUUUGUCGUGUGACUGGCACGCUGGGCACAUGCCUUCCCUGUACUACAACUUGGCGAAAGUCCUUUGACAUAUUAUCCACCACCAAUGACCUGCAGGAAAAAAAAUUCAUGCUUGUGUUCCUUGGAGUUACAUCUCCUUAAUGGUUGAAAGAACGUUUCAUUGAUGGGUUGUUUUUUUUUUGUUUGUUUUUUUUUUCUCACGUUUAUCUUCUUUGCUUCCUGGCGUUUUUCCCUUUUAGACUCUAACUCAUUGCUGAGCUCUGUCAGUUUAAUGUUUUGGUGAAUAAAAGAGGGUAUUUGAACAAACCUGAGCAGGGUCACAGUCCCAGUAGCAACAUGUGACUGUCAAGCUCACCAGUGAACCUUGCAGACUCUAUGUAAGCUUGAGUAUUUUAAUAUAUAUAAAUAUAUUCGGUGCAUUGGGAUUUAAUUGAAAUUCCAGCAAAAUCCAAAGAUUUCUACAACAAAGCUGAGACCACUUUGUCCUAUUGUAAAGUCUGCGUUUGAUAAAAGCCAUAGUUUCUCAAUCGGAGCAGCCGUGGGAUAUAAGCAUAGUCUCUCAUCGCAAGAUGUCCUCUAUGGAAGGUCUUGCGGGAUCCUUCAUAGAUCUGUGUUGUACUCUUGCAAGUGUACCUCAUGCGCGAGUGUACAGCACCGGGAACUGAACAAGGCUUUCAGGAAAAAGAUGGCGGGGCCUAUGAUGGACAGCUUCAGGUAAGUAAACCUACCUUCCACUGCACCCUGCAAAGACCCCCUGAAAGGCACAAGCAACUUUAAAAUAAAAAAUGCUUUGUGUUUUUUAAAGGAAAGAAAUAUGUUUUUCUGAACCCCACAAACAAGCUCACUGGUGAACUGUGGUUUAGGGCACUGCUAUUGGCAUGUAUUUCAUGGUCUCCCUCCACUGUUUGUUUUGUAGCUGGAACCCGGACCCAUUUACACGCCAUUCUAUUUGGUCUCUCGGUAUUGGAGGAAUCUUCAUGAUGCUGUCUCUGUACGGGGUGAAUCAGGCCCAGGUGCAGCGAUACCUCAGCUCCCGCACAGAGAGGGAGGCCAAAUUGUGAGUGAUGGAUGAUUUACAAUGACUUCUAUCGACUGUACACCUGGAAAUUCUCAACUUAAUCAUAUCUUGUCCCCCCCCCCUCCAAAAAAAACGUACACUUAUAAACCCUCAAAAAAAUAUAUUCUCUAGGGUCUUAUUUGCAGGGGAUGUUUAUUCCAGUUAACAUUUUUAGUCUUAAAGGACUACUCCAGGCACAAUAAAAACUUGAUCAGAAUGAAGUAGUUAUGGUGUGAGGACUUACUUUCCAGUCUGAGUUUAGUCUGGAACUGAGUGUCAGUGAUAGACUUAGAACGCUGAAUAACGUGACCUUCUAUAAAUUUCCUGAAGCCAAGCUUUCCAUCCAUAUGUAGUGAAUGACUGGCCCACUUUAACACCUUCAGCCUCUCAAUCCUGGAUUGUUGUCCUCUCCUUUCUAAUAGGCUAUCCUUAAUCAAUAAACCAUUGAUUGUUAAUUGGUGUUUUUAAAGCCGACCAGCAGACUGCUCUCUACUGAGUCAUCGCAUUAUAUACUGUAAUUUGCCACCUUAUACAGACCAGUCAUUGGUGGAGUAAAGACACACCCCAGGUUGGGUUACUGUUAGCCCAGGUGAGUUAACAUUCCUACAAGGACCUCUCAGACUCCCACCUAUAUUUGGUGCACUGAAGGUCUGUGCUGGGGAUAGAACGGAGGGAUGUGAGAUAUGCAGCUUUGUGAGCUUUUUAGAUACCCCUACUCUCCUUCGUAUAAAUACAGAAUUAAAUGCAUGUUUUCCUUGGGGCAUAUCUACUAAAUUGUGAUUUUACAAAUUGGGGUAGGGCAUUCUUACUACAGUGGCAAUUUUAUUUUUGUUCUUUGCCAAAAGUAAUAUUCAUAAAUACAUCUGUUUUGCUCCAUAAGCCCACUAUGUCAUCCUUUACUCCCUACCUGCUUUACUAUAAAAUCCCUGCUAUACAUGAUCACAAUACCUGGAUCUGUGAGAGGUUUAGUUCAGGCUUUCUACAUACAUAAAACAGACUUCAUCUAAUACUCCCAGAAUCGGUUGUCCAUAGCACUCUAUCUCAGCAGUGCUAAGUUAGCAAGCAGACAGUCAUUUUCUGUUCAGAAUUCCCCACCAAGCUCCAAAACCUGAGACUUUAUAGCAAAUGUGGGAACAUAAACCAAGAUAUUGUGGACUUUCCAUCCCUGGUGCCAUGUAAAGGAGAUACUUGUUUGUCCUUGGCCAAGCAAUCUGUUUGUUCUCCUUUGCCAGGUCCUGCUAUGCCGUGUUUCCAUGCCAGCAGCUGGUGCUCUGCUUCGGCUGUAUUACGGGGCUCGUCAUGUUCGCCUAUUACCAAAAAAAUGAAAUCCUCAACCCAGAAAUUAUCUCCACGCCGGAUCAGGUGAGGAGCUGUGAGAUUCAAACCAUCUGCAUUAUUUUCCCAUGUGCUCACCAUUCUUUCUCCCUUGGGUUUCUGUCAUUUUCGUAUGCUCACUCUGUAUCCUACUUUAAUAAUUCCUGUUUCAGUAAUUCUCAUUCUCGCUCUUCGUCCUGCUCUAGAUGGUCCUUUACUUUGUGAUGGACAUUCUGAAAGAUCUCCCUGGUCUGCCUGGGCUGUUCGUUGCUUGUCUCUUCAGUGGAGCGCUCAGGUAAUCUUCUGUUACAGUGGUGUGUGACUAUAUCUAUAAUUUAUAUGAAUUUGUAUUAUAAUAUCUACCUGUACGAGUAAUUAUUUACUUAUUAUAUUCCCAGUACCAUCUCCUCUGCAUUUAAUUCCUUAGCAACGGUAACUAUGGAGGAUUUCAUUAAACCGCACUUCCCACAUCUGUCUGAGUCACGGGCUACUAUGCUGUCAAAGGUCCUUGGUGAGUAUUGUUACUAAAACUACCAGUUGAUCAAUCCCUUGGGGGCAUUUUAGUAAUCUGUAUCGUUACCAGAUUAUCCUCGGGGGAAUUGUAGUAACCUCUAUCAUUGCCAGACAAUCCCCGGUGCAUUUUGGUAGAGGUUACUACAAUGUCCCGGGAUUGUCUGGUAAUGAUCUAUAUCAUUACUAGACAGUCAAUCUAGUCCUGGGAGGGGUAAAAUGUAGCUCCCCCGAUGUUGUCGAACUAUAACAUUUAUAGUUAUAUAAAAAUAACCAUUCUAAUAGCAAGCAAAGCAUGUCUUACAACUUCUGAGGAGGCACACUUUUUAAUUUUUAUUUUUUUUUCUGGUUGUAAUGGCUACAGUGGCAUUUGGUUUGAUAUCAUUUUGUCUAUUUCAGCUCUGGGAUAUGGUCUCCUGUGCCUUGGCAUGGCCUAUAUUUCCUCUCUGAUGGGCUCAGUGCUGCAGGUGAGACCUAGUUACUAUUAAACUAACUGGAAAGGCUCUGUGUAUCUCCAGUAUUGAAGUAGAACUAAACCUGUGACUAUAGGGGUGCGUCUGUCUGUUAUGCUGCAGGUAUAAAGGAUGCGCUUAUGACAAUGAUUGACUGGGAGGUAAAGUAGACUGACUCGGUUCCAGGAAUAGGGGUAAAUCCAGUGGUGUGGAUUUUAACAUUUGUUAAAUAUUGGGGAUAGAAAAAAACUCAUUAUAAAUCUAGGAAAGAGAAAGUACCCCUUAAUGUAGCUGCAUCAAAGUUAAUCAAUUUUUAUUUAUUUAUUUUUUUUUUUUUUUUGCCACAUCCAAUUAUCCUCGUUUUGUCAAGCGUAAGAAAAAUACUGAGACAAACUGUUUUCUACCGUGUUUCAGUAUAUCGCUCGUUGAAAUUCCAGCACGGUCACUGUGAUUGUUUUAUGAGGCUUGUCUUUAUGAAAUGCUCAUUGUGGAAGGGGGAGUUGGCUGACCCCCUUUAACUCCUUUCCGCUCCAGUUUAGCACAUAAUUCAUGCUUCCUAAACCAUGUAAAACAUUUAACAUAAUGUUCAUGGGAAUACCUGGCCCACAUGUUGAAACUCUGACACUGCUGAGUGAUUGAAUCCGUGGAUCAGAUUAUCUUCCUUCUGGCUAUUCUAUCACCAUGCGGUUGCUUUGCCCCAGAUCAUCUGGUAGAACAUGGACAGCGAGCAACUCUUACUGAUCUUGCGUGUCUGUCUGGGUUCAUUCAAUGUAAACACUGUCUGCAGAAUUUCAGAACCUUUCAGUAAUCAUAUGAUUUGAUCAAUGUUUUAUUUGUUUUCUUCCCAAUCCACAUUCACAGGCUGCUCUUAGUAUUUUUGGAAUGAUUGGAGGACCCCUCCUCGGUCUCUUCUGCCUUGGAAUAUUCUUCCCUUUCACCAAUUCCAUUGUGAGUCUCUUACCAAUGAAUUGAUUAUCUGUGUGUAUAUUUUAUUACAUUGAGGGGAGAGGGGGGGGUCUUUUAUUGUAUCUGUGUGUGUAUACAUUAUAUGACACUAGAAUGUAGUGGGAUAUCAAAGAAACACACAUAUUAUUUAUUAAAUGUUUUAUAUUCUCUUUACAAUACUGGAUCCCUUUGUUCUGUUCUGAAAAUCUUUUAACUAUGCUAUAAACUCUCUUCACUUCUGUCCAAAUCUCCUACUCCUGUGAUGUCAUCAAGUCUGAUGAAUUUGUCCAAUCAGAUGCUUCUCAUAGAGUAGCACUGAGGAAACACAGCUUACGUUGCAGCAAUCUGAUAUAGAGAAGCAUUGGAUGCGCAGCCAGUCUUAGAAUACUUUAACUACUGACACUGGACAUCAGAUUCAUUAUGGAGGGUCACCAUGGCUGACUGUUUGACGGCCAGUAGACGUGCGGGGGUUGCAAACAACAAGGCUGCAGAGGCAUUAUCUUGCUCCAAAUCCCUUUUGGUAGGAGUCAAGUAUUUUAAACGUUUUAAUAAAAUAAACCUUCUAAGUGAAACAUUAGAAACCUAUGUAGGGCGAUGGCCAUUCCCUUCUCUAUGAUCCAUCUUAUGGUUUUUUUUUUUUUUUGGUUUUUUUGUUAUGAAGUGAAUCUACUCUCCUCAUUGGAGGUGACUGUAUUUCUAAUAUAUACAGCAAGACUAGUCUUGUGCACAAAUACAUUUAUUUUUUUUUUUCUCUGUGACAGUCCUAGUGAGUCAUUGUGUGCCAAGGGCUUAAUGUGCUAAACUUGUAUAAACAGUGCCCAUUUAGAUCACAAGAACACUUUCUGGGUCAGAUGUGAGAGCGUGUGAAUAUCUGAUCCAUUUCCUAAACUGAGCUUUUACUAUCUGGAAGACUAGCUGUAAUUGUCCACAUAUAAUAAUCUAACUCCCAUUGUACAGAAUAAAAGCGGCACUGUCCUGGCCGAAUCCAGUUUUUCUUUAACCCCCCUCCUGACUCCACUACAUCAAAUCAUCCCCCUAGUCGCUCCCAAAUGCCCUUAAGCAUAUUGCUUAUUUUUUAUCUUAAUUUUGUGCCUGGACCUAGGUCCUGGGCACCGACCAUCUUUGAGUGGGCAUAUGAAGCCCCUGUGGGAUGUGAAAUUCUUGCUCAUGCCCAGUUAAACACUUGGGCAUUCGCUAUUGUCUGAAAUUCGGACAGGAAUUCUGUCUAUUCAUUCGUCAGACAAAGGAAUGAAUGGAAAUUUCAGCCGAACAAACACACACCAAAUAUCGGUGUUUGUUCGUUCUUUCAGUUUAUUACAAGGAGGGAGCUACCGGGGGUGUGUAUGUGUAUAUAUAUAUAUAUAUAUGUAUGUAUGUAUGUAUGUGUGUAUAUAUAUAUAUAUAUAUAUAUAUAUAUAUAUAUAUAUAUAUAUAUAUAUAUAUAUAUAUAUAUAUAUAUAUAUAUAUAUAUAUAUAUGUGUGUGUAUAUAUAUGUGUAUAUAUAUAUAUAUGUAUAUAUAUAUAUAUAUAUAUAUACACAUUUUUUUUUUCAUUUAGAUCCCACCCGUCGCCCAUAGGUGGGUGAGGACAAUAGGUUGUCAUUGCCACCCGUGGCCCAUGAGGGGGACAAUAGGUGUGUUUCUCCCCUUCCCUUGGCCUUUUAGGGCCCCCACCUGCCGGUCAUGGCCGGUGGAGGGGAGGACAAUAGGCUUCAUUUUGGGCCCUCACCAGUGGCCCGCUACUCACGGUAUCGCAAGUAGGGGCAGAUUACUAAUACUAAGUAAUUUUUACUUAGUAAAGUUGGCUGAAAGACCAACCUUCGUCUUUAAGCCUUUUAGUAGAUAGCUCCUUAAUUCCCACGGUAUCGGGAGCUAUCUACUAAGUGGCUGCAAGAUGCAGCCGCAGCACAGAUCAGAUCGGGAUUUCGUGCCAUCGGAAAAGUACUUAAUGUCGUCCUAAAAUGAAUGGAUAAACUGUUCUCAUUCUGUUAAAACGAAAUUUAGUAUUUUCGCCAGCGUCCUGUCUGAAUGACAGGACGUUCGUGAAUAAUGAAAGCAGGCCUUGUGAGAUCACGGAGGAAAGGGUGAGUAUUGUGGAAAAAAAAUCUUCUGACCUACAGGAAGUGGGUCAUAGCGGGUCAAGCAUAAGAAAAAUACAUAAGACAAAGUAGUCCUUACUUUGUCUUAUGUUUUAAAGAAAACUAGAUUAGAUCGAAAAACGGAGAACAGAUCCUGAGAGGGAGAGAAGAGGAAGCGAUUGGGGAAAUGUAAGUUUGGCAUGGCAGUGCUGCUUUAAGAACUAAUCAGUUUUUUUUUUUUUUGGUGAUGGAUGACACACGAGGUGAAAAGGGGUGUAAGCACGUUAAAUGAUAUAGCCAUUUAUUAAUCUAGCUCUCCCCGUCUGUUAGUGGUUCAGAGUUCACUGACUUCACGUUCUACAUUUAGGGUGCGAUUAGUGGUUUAGUGGCGGGACUCGGAAUGGCCUUUUGGAUUGGAAUUGGAAGCUUUGUAUCGAGAAUGUCCAUGGUCUCUUCACCUAUACUAAAUGUCACCAGUAUACCAGAGGUUGGCAAUCUCACCACAGCCGUGAUGACCACCCUGUUGACCACUAAAACUGCUCAAAAUAGGUGAGUGAAGAUAUUUCGGGGAUGUUUUCAAUAAUCGUCAUUUACUGUGCAAUAAAGCAAAUUAAUGAGGAUUUUCAGGGUCUGUGCGGAGCCUGCCAUGCGUGACAUUGUCAAUAAUCUGCAUUUAGUGUGCUUCUGUAGAGUAUCAGGAUUCUAAAGGCAAGGGACAUCAGUAGAUAUCCACAAACCAUUCUGCUUAAAAUUUUCUGGAUUCUUCUGCUCUUAGCUUUAAAGUUGCUGGACUUUGACCCUUGAAACUAGCAUGGCUUGAUUUAUGCGAAAACUAGUGCAGGUUAUUUUUUUUUUUUUUUUAAAUUGUAUUGAGUUUACAAUCCCAGUCUUCAUACUGAUGUCUUCGUUACAGUGUCACCGGCCUGGCCAAGUUCUACUCUCUGUCCUACAUGUGGUACAGCGCUCACAACUCCACCACCGUGGUUAUAGUGGGAAUCCUUGUGAGUCUGCUUACAGGUAAGGAGCAGGAGUUUGGUUUGUAGUAACAUUAUUUUUGUAAAGUUUUCUCUAGGAUAUCGAUUGUCUGUGGCACUGAGUAUGUUUUCUUUCUGGACAAUUUUUUUCCAAUCUCUGUGGUCCACAAACCUGUAGCACUAUUUCUGUUCUGUACCAGGAGAAACGGUUUAGAAGAUAAAAUACUGGUGAUUACAUUUUAUGUAUUUUAUUUUUUUUAUUUUUAAAUUGGAUUAUAUUUCCAAUGUGCUAGGGUUGUACUGAAAGUAAUGACUGUCAGGGCAUAAUUCCUUUAUUAAAAACACAAGACGUGUGGAACUAGAGUAACGCUUUAUCUACUACAUGGUACUAUUCAAAUUCUUCUCAUCUAGUGGCGAUAAAUCUGUGCCAUUGCUGAACCCACUUGUAAAAGUCUUUGUGACACUUCGUUACCAGCAUCUGAUGGGGUACUUCACCUGUAUCAUUAAAGCUCUGCCCUAUAAUUCUUUCCUUUAUUUAACUGAGCAAGUGCAAACAUUCUCCCAAAAUGUUUUCUUGUUGGCUUUACUAAAUGUGUGUUGAGAACUGUUGAACUGCCCAAUCCAAUUCGUCCACCAUGUGUGUGUAUUUAUCUGGGACAGCUGUUGAUGGCCUCCCACUAUCUGUUUCUGUCUUCAAUACCAGUUUCACCUUCUUUAUAUUUGCAUUUGAGUUAAUUAUUUCGGGGGGAAUCUCAAAUUGGCAUUACUUUCAGAACAACUCUCAUAUUGUUAGUUUAAUGUAGUGACUUUUUAUUUUUAUUUUUUUUCUAUUUUUGCAUAUUUGUUUUGUAUAUUCUCUGGUAAUAUAUGAACUUUUAAACACUGCCCAAACUAUAUAUUUUUCAAUGCACAUGAUUUUCACUGAAUACAAGGAUCAUUCUGGUCUUAUAGGGAUAUUUUUUUUUAUUUUUUUUUUCACCCCAUACAUUUUGCCUAGCAGGGAUUUAUGGGAUAUGUAGUUUACCCCUAGCUGCAGUUACACUCAUUACAUAGGAUGAGUGAAACUAAUUGCCAUCAAUCAUAGCAUCUGCUAAAAACUGUACACAGCCCUGUUUUUUUGUGAAGCUUUGUGUUCUUCCGAGCUUCUAUGUAUGCACUUUGGUGUGUGCGAUGCAUGCACGCUGCCCACACACCCUGGAUGUUUAGGAGAUCGGACAUGCGAGUGUCUUUACACCUUUACUGUGGCAAUUAUCCAAAGUUAUUCUGGUUCUUGGUGUGACCAUUUAAGAUGAUGGCGGUGCAGGUAUCUAGCUGUUAUCUGUUUUUAUAUAAUUAUUCUGACUGUAUACGGCAGGCUUCCCCAAACUCCGGACCUCCAGAUGUUGCUGAACUACAACUCCCAUGAUUCUAUGAAUUAAAUAGGUUGAGAAUCAUGGGAGUUGUAGUUCAGCAACAUCUGGAGCGCGGGAGUUUGGGGAAGCCUGCCGUAUACAGAAUUAAUAUUUAGUUUGCCAAUAAGACCAUGGCUGUUGGACACCUAGCAAACACUGUAGAUAUCUUUGUUUUAUUAAAGUAAAUUCAUAUUUUCGGUGUUUUGUUAAAAUAUAAAUCCUAUUUACCGACAUCGUGGCUUACCAAGCUGUGUCGUUUUUGGUUUUGGUUUUUUUUUGGCUUAGGUCCAAUGAAAGGAGAGGACAUUGACCCACGCACGGUCUUCCUCGUUCUUCCAAAGCUUUUGUUUUUCUUACCGGAGAGAUACAAGGAGAAGCUCCGUUUUGGGGUGCCACACAUUGCAGAGGUAGGAGAACAUCACUCCAUCAGACUACUACAGGUACACAGGGUCACGUUCUAGCUAUGUAUCAUUCCUAAAUAUAUAUCUGAGGGUCCUGAAGCUGCCUGUGGCAGAUUUGUAGGGCACCGCACUAGUAUUUCUUUAUAGCAUGCUGGCGACAGAUUACCAAUGACAGUGACCAACCCUCCUCCCAUCCACCAGUGUAGCCCAAGUCUUACACUUGGCUUGUCCUCCUGGACAUCCUUACCCCUCCAGUGAGGGGCAGUGAUGUCACCAGAAGAUGAUCAAAUGGCUGGUUUUAUAGGUCUCUUCACUAGAUUGAAGGUUAGUUUAUCAUCUUUUUUUCUUCCCCACCACAUGCCAGCAAAGCAGGGAGGGGGGUGGGGGUGGUGACCAUGCCAGCAAAGCAGGGAGGGGGGUGGGGGAGGUGACCAUGCCAGCAAAGCAGGGGGGGAGGUGACCAUGACAGCAAAGGUUACUAUAACCAGAACAAAAGCUGUAUCCUUCAUUCAGGUUUAUCUCACAGCUGAUCUCUUCAGCUCCUUUGUUUGUCAUGCCCUGGCCUAAUGCAGUCUUAGCCGUGGGCUAUAAUUCAAAACCAUAAUUCUUUGCCUUCAAUACUUAACUCAAAACAUUAUCCUUGCCCUCAACGUAUAGCACUAAUCUUUAUUCCUAACCUAGCUACUGAAUCCCUAACCCUGAUCUAAAACCUUCCUAUAGUCCCUAACCCUAUUAAUACUAAAAAAUAAAAUUCAAAUCCCAAAUCUUGCUACUAAACAUUAUCCAUCAGUCAUUAAAUAAUGCUCUGUUACAAAACUUCCCAUUCUCCCUAAUCAAUCUUGGUUUAUAAAAUGUUAAGGACUAGGUGUACUUUAACUCCCAUCUGUUGCAGACUGUAUUAUGCCAGGCUGGUCAUUUAAUCUAUUAAAUAACUGCUAGAAUGUUUGCAACGUGAAAGACACAAUAUACAUUUGGAUUUAAAUGCAGUGUAGUACAUAGCAAGAUGCUGAACUCACCUGACUCAUUCCACUGCUUUCACUUGUGUUAAUGUACAUAUUUAAUAUGAUCGAUGUACUGGUGGUGUUUGGUUUCAAUCUGUUUAGCAGUAUUAAAGCCAAAAUAGGGUUCACUUGUCCACCAGCUUUAUUGAUGUAGAGGUCCCAAUUGACCACUUAGACAAAUUUUGAUCAGAUCAUUUUAAGAAAAACUCUCCUUCGUUGAGCUUGUAUUUUUUUAAUUUUUAUUUUUUAUUUUUUUUUUUUACAGGACUGUCCAAAAGCGGCAAUUGCAGAAAAAACUUGCAAUGGUUUUUUAAAUGGAGACACCCAAAUCAUGGGAAAAGAGGAGAUGGAAGAAAGCUGCGGUGGCUUUUUUCGUUCAGAGGGUGGACACUCUUACGUUGUUCAAGAGACCUCCCUUUAGAUAUUUUGAGAACAGAGAAAAUUCACACAUCAGACUUUCAGAAAAGUAAUGGCCAAUAUCACCCGAACACCAUGAAACGUAAUUUAUGAACCUUCUACUGAUUCUGAGACGAUGAGGGACUGAGAUAUCGCUGCUAGGUCUUUAAGUUGUUUGGCUGACAAUUCCAACACUUGUUCAUCUAACUCUUGACGUUCUGUAAAAGUAAUCUCUCUGCCCUCCAGCGGCCUAAAAGUGGUAUUUUUGUUGUGUGUUUUUUUUCAGUGGUAUGUUUGUCUAACGCACAAGAUUCAAAGAUGUACUUAGUCAACCACCUAGUAAGAGUGAGUAACUGCUCACAGAAGAACCACAAGCAUGAAGUGAAUCCUAAGAUUCAAGUACAGUCAGAUACCAAGCAUAUAACCUUUCAGAAUGUCCAAUUGUGCAGUGUUUUCUGAACGUGUUUGGUGGAAAAUGUUAAUGUUGCGGUGAGAAGAUAAAAUGUGGCCUAUUAUGUUAAUAUCCAUUUACAGAUUUCGUCUUGUGCUCUAAUGAUUCUGGUGUCACUUACUCGGGGGAUGUUGUCAUUCAGCAGCCAAACAGCCUCUUUGAUAUCUUUCUACCUCUUGACAGAAGUUGGGAAACUUCCGCGUAAUUGGACUAGCCAGUUUUUUUUUUUGUUUUUGUUUUUUUUUAAUAUUUCACCAGAACGGUAAAAUUACCUACAUUAGGUUUAGACUUGAGCUGGGCUCAAGAUCUUCUGAAUGAAGAAGAAUCUUUUGUGCAGAACUCUGCAGAGACCAUAUAGAAAAAUCAUACCCCAUUCUGUUCCUGACCUCUGCCUCAUAAAGAUGCCUAUAUAAAAACUCUGAUUUUUCUUUCUUGCUUAAAUAGAUUCUCUCCAUUAAUUUGCCAUGCAGGUGCAUCUGGUUCUUUCGAAUUCAUUUUUUUAAAAAACUCUUUAAAGGGUUACCAAACACUGUUCUUCUCAUCAUUCAGGUACAAUGUGGGGGAAAGUUGGUAAUUGUACACCAUGCCCCCCGUUAACAACCGUGCUGUUUUCGGUUUACGUACUGUGUACUUAAAACAAUCAAAGCCUUGAAACAGUUUUUUUUUUUUUUUUCUGUUUGCUUAUACUAGAAUUGUUUCAUACAGUUAAAUCUAUAUAUUUUUUUCAGUCCUGGCUUCCUCCAGUUGGAAAAAUUAAUAUCUAGUUAAUGCUGUCAUCCGAAGUAUAGUUCUGGAUUGUUCUUUUCUGCCAUACAAUUUAUAGGUUUUUAGACAUUUCAGCCACAUUUCCCAUGAUGCACAGUCCUGAUGCAGGACAUUAAGCCCACAGACAUUUACAUUGUCUAAGUGGAGCAUCGCAGUGUUUGUUCUAAUGGUUGUGUAAUUCUGUUCUAACCUAGAUAUGUGUGAUUAUCCCAGCCUGUGCCAUCAGCAGCCUAUGUGGUCACCAUGUCAAUGGACGCUGAAACCAGAGCGGUCAUCGAAAAAUCAUUCUUGUAGACAAAAUGUUUUUUUUUGUUUUUGUUUUUUUUGUUUAACACUGUAAUAAUUGGAAAUGAGUAGAACAUGCUGCAGAUCGUUUCUCAGUUGUGGAUAUGUUUUUAAAUGGAGCAGCUGUGACCGUCACUGUGCUUUGUAAGAAAAGCGUGCCUGUUGAAGGGAUCACGUCCUGCCAGUCCACCUUCUCAAGGUCCUCUCACAGUAGAUUGCCCCACUGUAUAGCAUAGAUAAAUAUUUAUGUACCAGUAAUAUUCUAACCAGAGCAGGAAUUACUGCCUGGGUAAAGUGUAAGCACUACAAAGGAGACCAAAUAAAAUAUUUUAUUUAUUACCGAGCAGAGAAUUCACGUAAUCGCCUACGGGUAUAAUGCUUGCAAGCUGCUACACAAUAACUUUCUGCUAGUUUUGCAGAGUUUGUAUUUGUUUUUUUUUUUUGUUUUGUUUUUUUUACUUUAUCCAUAGAAUUUUUCUGAAAAUACAGAAGUCUCUAGCUAACAUUAUUCGAGCCAUUUAUCAUGGGAAAACUGGUUUAAAACUAUGCAACCAGUUCAGAAAAGUAAAUAUCAGCUUUUUUUAUUUUUACUCUGUAAAUAUAGUGUUAACCCUCUGCCUCCAGCUUUCCUUAACAAGCUCCUCGUAGAAUGCCCCAUUCCAACUGUCCCAUUGUAAUUCUCGUUAACACAACAAAUCGUCGCCUGCUUUUUCUUCAGAUCUCUUCCCUGUCUCCUCAUAGUACAUUUUUACUAACUACGUUAAAAGAUACUUUAACACAUCCGUCUUUAAACCCACACACCUAGCUGGAUACAAUGGAUUUCCAGCAUUGUGGGCAGAUACGGGAAAGUUUUUUUUGACUGAUUUAAGGAGUUAUUUAAAUAUUUAUUGAAUAUCUUUUUAUGGCCGGACCUCCCUUUUCUAUGUGAUUUUUGUGACUGAUUUCUAUUGUAAAAUGUUGUCUCGAUCUGAAUAAAUUAUUAGCAUGCAGCAAAUGAAUAGACUACAUCAUUUAAUAUUUGUAUAUAAACCUCCAAAGUAGACCUUAUGUCCUUUUUUCCAUUUAAAUCCAUGGGAUGUAGUAUCUUUAAUUGGAAUGGCUCCAAACCGUGAUGUUCUAUACAGACUUGAAUCAUGUUCCAUAUAUGUGCCUUUGCUCAGGACUAGUUCUUUAUUGCAGUAAAAGUCUGAACCGGGCAGUUAUUUAUAACUUUGGAUUCCUUUCAGAAACCUGGUCCAAGUAUGUAUUUUUGUUUCAUGCGAGGAUGGAACUUGUUCCUAUUCAGACCAACGUUUUUGCAAUCAGACUUUAUAACCAUGCGUUCAGCUCGUGUUUAAAAUAAAGUGACCAUGACUGGUUUAACUGUCAUUUCCAUUUGAAUGUCUAUGUUGAAUAUUGUCUGAAUGGCGUCCCGUUCAAAGAUAAACGUUGACCUGAUUUUGAAGUCGUGUGGUUUUGGGUUUUUUUUGGUUUGUUUGGGGGGGUUUUGAGCAAAAUAAUGGUAGUACUAGAAGACUUGUGCAAGACAGUUAGGAGUUUGUCAAAUCCUGUUCUACAUUCUGUAGACUAAUACUUGGCCACAUGAAUCCCGGGAGCUAGCAAUCCAUCCCUUAUGCAAAAUGAAAUAAAUAAAAAUAACUAAUUUAUGAAUAGUGUAUGAAAUUGUGUGCUUUUGUUCUCCAUUUUCGUAUUAAAGUAGGACUUGUCUCCUCUAGAAAACCCCAAACAAUCUGGGAAAACAACUUGGCUUGCGGUCAAUUUACCUGGUUAUGCCUUUUCAUGAGUCCCAGUUCAGCCAAGAUGCCCAUUACUGAUACUGCUAAACAGUGUUUGGUUGGUUGGUUAUUUUUGUUUUUUGUUUUUGUUGUAUCUGGGUGGUUGGUGUCUUUCAGAUUACAGAUCGAUUAUCCAUAAAACAUAUAACAGACAUUGGGGUGAAGAAUGUAUCUGGGUUUGUCAAUCUGAUCGAAGAUCUGGGUCAGCUAGGACAUCUGUAGAUGUUGUCGUUAUCACUGAUGUUGAGACUACUUUGGGAGGCCUAUCUCUAUAAACCUUUUAUUCUUCUGAAAUAAUAUUCAUAGUCCUAACCAUGCCAGUGAAGAAAGCAAUUGUUUUUUAACAAAUUACAGCAUUUUCUAUCUGUUCUGUUUACAUGAAUCCCUGGCAGGACUGCUACAGUUGUGCAAAGUCAUUCUUUGUUUUGUAAUUUCUGAAUUGAGCCAUGCUAGAUUUUCAUAUACUGGUUACUUGUAAACUUAAAAACUCAACAUCCAAAGAACAUUUUAAUACUUCGGCUUGAGUUGUCCAUAAAACUUUGUGUAUGUGUGUUUAAAUGCCACUGAGUGGAGCUAUUUUCGUAUCUACUACAGCCUUGAUUUAAUUCUUUGGAUAAUCCUUUUCAGAUCACGAUUCAAUCUUCAAUCUGUCAGAAGAACUUUCAAAUGAUUUUUCUACAGAUGUCCGCAUUAACGCCUGUGGAAAGUUUUUGUAGAUAAAUCAUAAAAAAAUAAAAAAAAAUUCUAACAGUUUGUGAUAAUUUGAAAAGUUUAACCAAAAAUAUUAAUUGAAAGCCCAUAAUUCUAAGGAUGUGUCCUUCGUAUUAUAAGAAGUUGGUCCAUGUUGAAACCUCCCCAGAAGGACCCCUGGUAUAAACUAUUUGCUUUCUGUUCUUGUGUAAGGCUUGUCCUUUUCUCUCAAUGUAUCUCAUUCUCUCCAUACUUUGUAGCUGUGGGAUAGGUACCAAUCAAGCCAAAGUGAAAUAAUACGAGUCCUUUCUGGGAUUAAUUGCACUGAAUGUUUUUGCCAAAUGUAUUUUUUUGGGGAGGUUGGGGGAAAUAAAAAUUUACAUUUUUGUGUAAUGGUGUGAAAUUCUCCUUUUAUAUUUUGCCAUUCCUUCAUUUUGUAAAUGUAAAACAAAUGCAAUAAAUGGAAAAUUAUGCAAA
Messenger RNA from Pelobates cultripes (western spadefoot toad), 42297 nucleotides. NCBI's taxonomy places the organism in Eukaryota, Metazoa, Chordata, Amphibia, Anura, Pelobatidae. The record is from the annotation of a GenBank genome assembly.